Messenger RNA from Neltuma alba, 607 nucleotides. RefSeq names its product protein DSS1 HOMOLOG ON CHROMOSOME V-like. NCBI's taxonomy places the organism in Eukaryota, Viridiplantae, Streptophyta, Magnoliopsida, Fabales, Fabaceae. Gene Ontology annotation, cellular component: proteasome complex; proteasome regulatory particle, lid subcomplex. The record is from RefSeq and is a predicted model, not a curated record. The transcript is spliced from 3 exons. Bases 152 to 373 code for a protein of 73 amino acids. Gene Ontology annotation, biological process: proteasome assembly; mRNA export from nucleus; double-strand break repair via homologous recombination.
AAUCUUCCGCAAGCGGCAAGGGUAGCGUUAAAGACACCAGACGCCUCUCCUCUUUCUUUUGUUCGCUGCCCCUUGUUGGGAGGUUAGGGUUCUUUCUAAAGGAGGAUUGUUGCAGUCUCGCAGAUUAAUUACUCGGUUGUGAAAUUAGACAAUGGAGAAGUAUUCCAUGGCAGCGGUUGAAGAUCCAAAACUUGAUUUGUUUGAAGAUGAUGAUGAAUUUGAAGAGUUUGAGAUCAAUGAAGAAUGGGAUGACAAAGAAGAGGGGAAAGACACAAGCCAGCAAUGGGAAGAUGAUUGGGACGACGAUGACGUCAAUGACGACUUCUCGCUGCAGCUCAAGAAAGAAUUGGAAAACAACUCGGAGAAAAGUUGAUUUCCAUCUCUCAUCAUUCCUUCGGUUGUCUAGUGUUCAUGUCUAGUUUGACAGUGAGGAAACAGAUUAUCAUAGUGCUCUUGCGUCUUAAAUUUGUGCCCAUGUCUCGUCUAGAUCUGGGCAAACUUUAUUGUGAUGAAUUAUACAAACGACUUCAUACUAGGUGGAUUGGAUCAAAUUUUUAACCUUUCUACUUAUGUAAUAUUUCUGCAAAAUUUGAAUUUGUAACGCACA